UUAAUGUCAGACGAGCCAACAACAACAAAGCGAUCAGACGUAAUCGGAGUAAUAAUUUAAUUUUUUGUUUUUGUCGAUUUUCUCUAGUCUGCAGUCCGUUAUGUGAACAAUACUAAGUUAAGGAAAAUCGAUUAAAUUAUUUUAAAUAUUAACAACUUGUGCGCGCCCAGGUAUAUCCGACGCCUCAUUAAACUUUUGAGAGCUGAAUAAUUGUCUGGGGAGCCGUUCGCAAAAUGUCGAAUGUCGCCAAUACGUUCAAACAUGAUUACAUAGGUGGUGGAAAAUACCGUGUUGUACGAAGGCUCGGCAGUGGUUCGUUUGGCGAGAUAUUUCUCGGCCUUAAUGUUAUCAAUGGGGAGGAAGUGGCAAUAAAAUUUGAAAGUGCUAAAGCUCGUCAUCCUCAACUUCAAUAUGAAAGCAGGUUGUAUAAAGUAUUACAAGGAGGAGUUGGAAUACCUCAUAUGAGGUGGUUUGGAUUAGAAAGGAAUUACAACAUCUUAGUUAUGGACUUGUUAGGGCCAUCAUUAGAAGAUCUAUUCAAUUUCUGUUCUCGACGGUUUACCUUAAAAACUGUGCUUAUGCUUGCUGAUCAAAUGAUAAGCCGCAUUGAAUAUGUACACUGUAAAAGCUUUAUACAUCGUGAUAUAAAACCAGACAAUUUUCUUAUGGGAAUAGGUCGUCAUUGCAAUAAAUUAUUUUUGAUUGAUUUUGGUUUGGCAAAAAAAUAUCGAGACAUGCGUACAAGAACACAUAUUUCAUAUCGUGAGGACAAAAAUUUAACUGGAACAGCCCGAUAUGCUUCAAUCAAUGCUCAUUUAGGAAUUGAACAAAGCCGUCGGGAUGAUAUAGAAUCUUUGGGAUAUGUACUUAUGUAUUUUAAUAAGGGAUGUUUGCCAUGGCAAGGAUUAAAGGCAGCAACAAAAAGGCAGAAGUAUGAAAAAAUUAGUGAGAAGAAAAUGUCUACACCUGUAGAAUUCCUUUGCAAGGGACUGCCAGCAGAAUUUGCCAUGUUCCUAAAUUAUAGUCGAGGGUUAAGGUUUGAAGAGUCACCGGAUUACAUGUAUUUGAGACAGCUGUUUCGUAUUUUAUUUAGAACAUUGAAUCAUCAAUAUGAUUACAUAUUUGACUGGACUAUGCUUAAACAAAAAGAAUAUAAUAAUGAUGGCCAAAGUGCUGCUGUACCUCAAGGAGGCUCACCUGUAUCUGGUGCUGCUGCAGCUGGUGGACCACAACCAUUUCCCCCUCAAACUCCAGCCACUCUAGGUAAUCGCUAAAAUAAUAAAAAAAAUUAUUGGCGGAUCCUUUUACCUAUCCUCUUUCCUUAAUUUGAUACAUGGUUUACUAUUAUUUUAUUCUGUUGUUAUCAUUUUCAAUAUGAAAAAUAAUGUGAAUCGCUAUCCUUUUAAUUAGCUACUAAGUGGCCAAAGCUGGUAUAAUCCCUUUUUUUUAAUUCCUCUUAUUGACUUUUAUUAUGGAACCAACUAUUUUGAAAAAUACACUCUCUUGUAUGUAUUAUUAAUUCAAAAAAGCUGUACCUUCAUCAUAAUAAUAACUAUAUAUUAUCUUUUUUUUUUUUUUAUUGCAAAGUUAAAUAUUAGGUAAUAUAAAAAAACUUACUCUUAAAUUUAAAUAAUUAUAUAUAGAUAAAUGUCAUUUAUGUAUUAAAGAAAAAAGAAUAAACCAUAACUCUUUUUAUUAUUA
Molecule: messenger RNA, 1701 nt
Organism: Daktulosphaira vitifoliae (grape phylloxera)
Lineage: Eukaryota; Metazoa; Arthropoda; Insecta; Hemiptera; Phylloxeridae
Gene: CkIalpha
Product: casein kinase I
Exons: 8
Coding region: 234-1274 (346 amino acids)
Biological process (GO): negative regulation of canonical Wnt signaling pathway; signal transduction; peptidyl-serine phosphorylation
Cellular component (GO): cytoplasm; nucleus
Molecular function (GO): protein serine/threonine kinase activity; ATP binding
Source: RefSeq, a predicted model, not a curated record